GUUAUGCGUAUCCACCGUCAUUAGUGACAACUUCCUGAAGGCCGUGAAUUUUAUACGGGAUAAGACACAAAGGCCUUGACACUGGAUUAAGACCUACAAAUUUCAUACAAUGGCAUGUGAGGGAAGUUCGUGUUGUUCCUGUUGUUCGAGAUGUCACAGAAAAUGGGAAUCUUUGAUAGAGAAUGCAUUUGGCAGGCUCGGUUCUUUCAUUUCAUCAUAUCCCGUGAAAUUAAUGAUCGUGUGUAUUGUUGUCAACUUGCUUCUGACCAUUGGAAUCAUGAAUAUAGAAGUCGAAAAUGGUGUAGAAACACUAUAUACCCCGAUGGAUAGUCAAGCAAUAAAAGACCGGUCUGUAUUACGAAACCUAUACGGAGAUUCCACGACCAGUAGUUUUCGUUCUUACCAACUUUCAGACUUUGGACUGUAUGGCGAUGUAAUGAUUCUCUCUAAAAAUAAGACUACAAUAAUGAGCCAAGCCUAUGUUGAUGAAAUAAACAACAUCAAUACUAUAAUCAGAAACACUAUAAUUGUUAGCGAUUCCUCUGGACAAACCUAUACUUAUGAUGAUCUGAGUGCAGGUUCGAAUCCUAACGAAGGAAUUGCUAGUGCUGUUGUACUAUUGAAUACAUUUCAAGACAAUUUCAUAAUCCCUAAUAUAACCUAUCCAGUGUAUGGGGAAUAUAUCUUGUCGCCCUUUCUUGCACAGGCAGUUUCUGCUAGCGGAAUGUUAAAUUCUGCAAUUGGAGUAAAAUUGCAGUACUAUCUUCGACAAAGUAAUACAAGUGCAGCGGAACUUUCAAAGAAAUAGGAAAAGGCAUUUGUUACCAAAAUGGAGAACCUGCAAACAAAUCUGACAGAUAUUGCCUACACAUCCUCAGAUUCCCUCGGAACAGAAUUGGACAAAAACACAAAUAGCGACAUAAAAAUUUUCUCCGUUACGUUUACGCUCAUGAUGACAUUUGCAUCUAUUGCUUCGUUGACCAUCAAUUGCAAUAAUGUAGCUAAUCGUAUGAAUUUAGGAAUAGCAGGUGUUAUUGCCCCCGUGUUGGCCAUCGCCUCAGCCUUCGGAUUUGUGAGUGCAAUUGGAGUGGAGUUCACCAACAUCGUUGGUGUAAUGCCGUUUUUGGUUGUCGGGAUUGGUAUAGAUGAGAUGUUCAUCCUCAUGUCCGGAAUGGCGGAUGCCCCACCUCUGUCUGAAGUAUCCAUCAAACAAAGAGUGAUCUUCAUGAUGCAGAAGGGCGCAGUUGCCAUAACGAUUACGUCACUGACAGAUUUGCUGGCUUUUGUCGUUGGAGCAUCGUCAGUAUUCAAAAGUAUUCGGAAUUUCUGCAUUUACACAGGUGUGUCGGUGUUCUUUUGUUAUUUAAAUCAACUUUUCUUUUUGUGUCCGGCUAUAACGAUUAAUGAACAUAGAACAAAGGGGAGCAAACAUUUCUGUUGUUCUUGUAAAACUGUAAGACCGAGAAACCAAUACGAAAAUAAGUCAAAAUGUUUUCUCUUAUGUGUUCCUGGAUUGCCCCCCGAAACGAGACUUGAUGUGGAAAGUCCAAUGGAAAAAUAUCCCAAAAAGUUUAUCCUUUUCAUCUUAAAUCAUACUGUCGGAAAAUGUUUCGUCAUUGUUGUAUUCCUCGCUUACCUAAGUUCUUCAAUAUAUGGAUGUGUAAAUCUUCAACAAGGCCUUCAGCUCUUCAAUUUAGUUUCAAAAGAUUCCUAUUUCUACAAGUAUAGUGUGUGGGACGAAAAUUAUUUCACCACUGAACCAAUGAUUACGCUUUGUGUGACUUCAGAACAAGAAUACCACAGGAGUGAAACACAAAAUCUUAUAAAUUCUGUGUUAUCCAAGACAAAAUUGGACAGUUACAUUGACGACAAUGUUGAGAUAAAUUGGCUUACAAGUUACAAGCAAUCUGCACACUAUAAUGCCGCCACCGAAUCAAAUUUUGUUAGUGGUCUGAAGGACUUCUUGGCGUCACAGAGUGGACAAUCCUUUGAAAACGACAUUGUUUUCGAUACUUCUAGAAGCAAAGUUCUGUCAUCCAAAUUUUAUGUUAAGGCAAAGAACAUGAAAACAUCAAGUGGACAAGGGGAUUUCAUGAAACGUAUGAGAGAAAUCACGGAAAAUACGGCACUUCCCUGUAUACUCUAUACCCCGGCUUUCGUUUUCUUCGAACAAUAUGUACAAAUCCUGCCUAGCACUCUCCAAACUCUGGGUAUUGCAAUUGCUGCAAUGCUGGUCGUAACGUUUAUAUUCAUGCCGGAUUUGCGAGUCGUUGCCAUAGUAUGCAUCACACUUAUUAGCAUCCUGUCCGGAAUAUUGGGUUUUAUGUACUACUGGGAUCUGACAUUGAGCUCAAUAACUAUGAUUCAUUUGGUAAUGAGUGUAGGGUUUUAUGUCGAUUUUAGCGUCCACAUUUGUCACGCCUUCAUGUCUGUUGAGGGAAACAGUCGCGAAACAAUCCUAAAAAACGCUAUUGAUAGAUCCGAUGGUCCUGUCGUCAACGCUGCUUUUUCCACGCUAUUGGGGAUACUGAUGCUUGCAUUUUCCAGCAGCUACAUUUUUCAAUCUUUCGGUAUUCUAAUGUUUUUGGUAAUUGGAUUCGGACUGAUUCAUGCUGCGUUCUUUCUUCCUUUAUUACUGUAUGCGCUCUUUCCCUGCUUCCACACUAUUGGCACUGGAAGGGUAAUCGAUUCACCAGUCGAUUCUAUGUCCCGAAGAGCUUCGUCGGAACUAUUUUGGACAUCAUUUGACAAUACGAACGAUAAAAAACAUAAGGAAACGCCGAUCGAUAAGCAAAAAUCUUCUAUCAAUGGGGAUCUAUCGGCAUGUCAAACAGUCCCUUCACCAAGACCAAAAUCGUCGAGACCUAAUAGCCGUUCUAACCACGAUGAAAACAUUCGACAAGGCUAAGUUAAAGAUAUCUGUGACGGGUAUAAGAUGUACCAACCUCACAAA
Molecule: messenger RNA, 2953 nt
Organism: Ostrea edulis (European flat oyster)
Lineage: Eukaryota; Metazoa; Mollusca; Bivalvia; Ostreida; Ostreidae
Product: patched domain-containing protein 3-like
Exons: 4
Coding region: 830-2908 (692 amino acids)
Biological process (GO): transmembrane transport
Cellular component (GO): membrane
Molecular function (GO): transmembrane transporter activity
Source: RefSeq, a predicted model, not a curated record